AUGCCACAGAGAGUAGCACGUACGUAUGAAGAAGCUGCCUUGAAGCCAGAGGUGAUGCAGCGCGGCAUUGACCUGGUGGCACCGUUGGCUCGGAUCUUGUUGCGACGCUCCGAGACUGUCAAGGAGUUUCAAGGUUGUACCACGGAUGCCGAGUGGGAAGCUUUUGAGAAAGAAUUCAACAUUACCAUUCCGGCUGACUUUAAGCUAUUGACCAACACGGUAGGAACCACUGGUUCCUGGUUGAAUGAUACCUGCCGAUUGACAACCCCCAAGGAUAUGGCCAAGAGUAUCAAGGAAUUACAAGAGAGAUAUCACACUUCGCUGUUGGAAGAGCCCCACUCUCAAUAUCAAAACGUGGGAGUGUGGCCCCAACAACAUGCUUUUCAUUUGGAGUGGGGUCUAGAUGAGCACGGCAAUGCAUUGUCCCAUUUCUGGUGCUGUGCCAAGUCCGACAAAGGCAGUGCUUGGCCAGUGGUUGCACUGGACUUGGAGGCCAACUUGCAAUACAAUGGCAGUCUCCACAUCUGCACGGUCACGGAAGCACUCUACCGGGAUGUCAUUGAUAAGAAGGGUAUGGCAGAUUAUUUCGAACAGGAAGAGGAUGAAGACGACGAGGAUGAUCAAGAAAUUGAAGGUAUUAUGAUGACGGAGCGACGUGUUUACAAGUUUGUCAAACAUGCCAACGCAGCUAAGAGCAAAAUCAAAACCAUUAGCGAUUUCGGUGACAUUGGAGAGGUAGAUUCCGAACAGGACAAAAAAGACAUGGCAAUGCUGGAUGAUGUCGACGAUUUGGAAAUCAUCGAUGGGCCUGAUGUGAAGACGAAGUGCACCAUCAUGGCACCUGUUGAUGCGGAGCCGGAAAAGAAGAAACAGCGACAGUCGUAA
Molecule: messenger RNA, 885 nt
Organism: Seminavis robusta
Lineage: Eukaryota; Bacillariophyta; Bacillariophyceae; Naviculales; Naviculaceae
Source: the annotation of a GenBank genome assembly